AGUUUUUCUUUGGCGUUUGAUAACGGACCUACUUUCCUAUUAGUUUUAGUAUUACGAAUUGUUUAGUUUUGAGAACACUCAGCUCUUCAACGUUCAGAAUAAAAUAUAAUAUCGAAAAUUGUGUUUUCGGAAACGUGUGAGUGGUGUACAUUACUGUUUUUGGAGGGAGGGAAUACUGGUGGAAUCCUGUCCAGCUUCACCAGUACAGAUGGGCGUGCAUGGGCUAAGCCGGGAGCGGAAGGAUCUGCUAACAGCUGCCCGAGUCCACGGAAGGAAACCUAACAGCUCAAGGGCAGCAAUCAGGGUGACUCCCAGAUACUUCACCUUCCGGUCCCAGGGUAUUGAUUGGCCGAAGAGGGUGAUUGGGAGUGUACAUACAUACUUGUAGUGUUUCAAACAUUAAACAUAUUUAUGCAGAGUUCCAUAUUAAUCUCAUUAAAAAAUAAGGUUUCCGCAUGCUAACUUUACCCUAUACCUUGGAUUCUCUGUAAUCGUGUAGUUUUAAAUUAUUAUUUGUAUCAAGAAGUACCUAAUUGUUGUAAAGUUUGAGUUAUUGAGAAUGAGGCCUUACUUUAUUGUGGAAUAUAGAAAACAUUUUUUUUUAACGGGUCAUACAAAUGUCAUAUAAGCUUCAUCAUAUCAUCUCUGAAAUAUAAGCUUCACAGAACCGUAGCUGGGGGCGUGCGUCGAUAAAUCAGUCAUUCAAUUACUACCUGAUUUGAUACAUAAAGUAAAAUUAAAUCGAAUUAAAUUAUUUGAAUCCAUUAAAUUUAUAAACUGAUUUCUCUUCGGAAUCAAGAUUUACAUUUUAGUGAAUAUAUUUGUUAUUUAUCAUCAUAAUUUUUAUUCGACAUUCUCAUUCAUGGUUUCACAUAUAAAUAAAUAUUAAUUCUAAAUAAAUACAAAAAUAAAGGUGUUUAAAAUGUUAAUAGAGUACCUAGUAAGUAUAAUCUCUUGUUAAUUCUUGUUAGACUUCAAGAAAAUCGUAAUAUUAUUGUAGAUUAUUGCUGCCCUGAAUCUAGACGGAAGACUGCGCAGACAUGAAAUCAAUUUUUAUGUAGACUAACGACCUAACGUGUUGACAAUCAUUCAUUUACAAACACACAAAGAAAAACAGUUCUUAAAUCUUAAAGCAGUGGUUUGAAUGCGAACGCAAUAAAUAUGUUUGCAACCUUAUUUCUUAACCAAAUAACGAAGACCUACUUCACCCGUCUCUGUAAUAAUGAAACAUUUCACAAAAGAGGUCGUUGUUCAAGGGCGGAUAGAUCUAACAGACUGGUAGGAAUGAAGCAGGGGUCUUGGAUGCGCGCGCCGCUUUACGUAAUCAUUACGUAAGGGGUAACUAGGGGUUGCGGAGGUAUAUAGGGCGAGCGAGGGGAGCUGGAGGGGCAGGGAGGCGGCACUUCAGGGGUGAAGGCGCUGCCAAUCGAUCUCAGACCGCAGUCCGGCUCAGCGUGUGAACAUGGCGGACAAGAACAAAGUAGCUGAACAGUAUUACGCUCCGCCACCGGACCUAGGGAAAUGGGAGGCGUUCAGGAUCUUCCUGUACAACUCGGAGACGGGCCAGGUCCUCGGGCGCACAGGCUCAAGCUGGGCAAAGAUCCUGCUAUUUUACCUUAUCUUCUACGCGAUUUUGGUGGGCUUCUUCGCUGCUCUGCUAGCGGUAUUCUACCAGACCCUGGACACCAAGGUGCCGAAGUGGCAGCUUGAUAGUUCAAUAAUCGGCAGUAAUCCAGGUCUGGGCUUCAGGCCAAUGCCAGAUACUGCCAACGUGGAAAGUACUCUGAUCUAUUACAAGGUCAACGAUAAGGGAUCUGUGCUCAAAUGGGCCAGGGUUAUUGACGAAUUUUUGAAUCAAUACCGUAAGAAAGGCAGCGGCAGUGGUGAAGCUCAUGGUGCCGAAAACCGCGUACCAUGCUCUCCCAGCAGCGGACCACUCGGCGAGAAGCAAGUCUGUGAUGUACCAGUCGAUGACUUCAAUCCCUGCACUCCAGCCAACCAGUACAAUUACGAACAAGCCGGCCCUUGCGUCUUCCUCAAGCUCAAUAAGAUAUACAACUGGAGGCCGCAGCCGUACAACAACACCGAGGACCUACCCACGAACAUGCCCGAGGAUCUCAAGCAGCACAUCAAGACACUGUCUGGUAAACCCGACGCCAACACUGUGUGGGUAUCCUGUGAAGGCGAGAACCCUGCUGACGUGGAGAACAUCGGCCCAGUCCAGUACAUCCCCCGACGCGGGUUCCCUUCCUACUACUACCCGUUCACCAACAAGGAGGGAUAUCUAAGCCCACUCGUUGCUGUACUCUUUGAGAAACCUAGAACCGGGGUCCUCAUCAACAUCGAGUGCAAAGCCUGGGCGAAGAACAUCUUCUACGACCGCUACGAGAGACGCGGCUCAGUCCACUUCGAGCUGAUGGUGGACCGCGCUUAAGCACACAGCUUGCUGGCCACGUAGCUCAUUAAGUGACCCCGUGGCCAUACCUAGCCGAGUCACUUUACUUAGGUCAUUUAGUGUCAAGGUCAUAAAUUGUAUUAAGUUGGCUCCUGGUGAACUAAAGGUUGUUGUGUGUAGUUCAUAUGUGACGCUCCUGAAGGUUAUUGUCAUGGUCGUUGUAUGUUAUUAUAUUAAACUGGCUAUGUAGUGGUUUUGAAUUACUACAAAUUAAUCCAGUUGUUCUACUGAAAUGAAUGGAUGUGUGUUUCAUUACGUACGUGUGUGUGUGUAUGCCUGAAUUUACUUGUUGUGUCGCUUUAGUUUACCAGAUUGUAUUAUUGUGUGUUGAAGAAGAUGUUAAAGGUCAAACGUUGGUGAAGAGGUCUCGAAAGUCUUUGAUUAUAGUUGCUAUGUGUGAGUGUUCAUGGAGAGGUCAGCUAUAAAUGUCAUGUCGGGAAGGUCAUGAGGUCACCAAGUCACACGCUAGUGUCGGCUGCCACUAGCAAUAGCCAAAGCGGCGUUUCGUUUGUAUUCGUUUUAGAAUAAGCCAUAGGGCACCACCGAUUUCAUUUUCACGCUUAAGAUUAAAUAAAACGUUAGGAAAUUCAAAUAAUUACUUAAUUUAUUAAUAUUUAUUCUAUAUUGUAAUGUUUUUUGGACAAGGAGAGUCAAUAAACACGCAAUAGUUGGUUCGAAUCUU
Molecule: messenger RNA, 3137 nt
Organism: Bombyx mori (domestic silkworm)
Lineage: Eukaryota; Metazoa; Arthropoda; Insecta; Lepidoptera; Bombycidae
Gene: nrv3
Product: sodium/potassium-transporting ATPase subunit beta-2
Exons: 7
Coding region: 1463-2434 (323 amino acids)
Biological process (GO): intracellular sodium ion homeostasis; potassium ion import across plasma membrane; sodium ion export across plasma membrane
Cellular component (GO): sodium:potassium-exchanging ATPase complex
Molecular function (GO): ATPase activator activity
Source: RefSeq, a predicted model, not a curated record